Esox lucius (northern pike) is the source of this 4791-nucleotide messenger RNA. RefSeq names its product low density lipoprotein receptor-related protein 12 (gene lrp12). NCBI's taxonomy places the organism in Eukaryota, Metazoa, Chordata, Actinopteri, Esociformes, Esocidae. Gene Ontology annotation, cellular component: plasma membrane. The coding region runs from base 987 to 3617 and encodes 876 amino acids. Gene Ontology annotation, molecular function: low-density lipoprotein particle receptor activity; protein binding. The record is from RefSeq and is a predicted model, not a curated record. The transcript has 10 exons.
CCAAAGCGUUGUAUAUGGGUUAUGCAUUUAUACCCUGUAGGGUCACAUGCUUAGCUAGUGACGUUGUGUAUUGGAAACAACGUUUCAAUAAUUAUUUAAGCAUAUAGAGUAUGUUGACUUUGACUAAGAAGGCAGUUAUUAUACGUAGAGGGCACAUUGACUCUCAUAAGUAUUUUUUGUUCAGUUCUGCUAUUGCAUUGAAGCUAGAAAUGUAACAGUGUCAGUAGACUGGGUAGCCAGCUAGCAUUAGCUAGACAAGAGAGGUUGUGUAGACGUAAAACGAGAGAGGGUUGCUUUUAUGGUUAUAAUGUACGGUAUUCAUUUUUCUAUUUAGUAUUUGUUGACAUAUUUAUUUUCGAUAGGGUAAUGUUACGACAUUGUGAUACCACGGUUUGCUUGUUAGCUUGCGAUAGAGUAGUGCAGUUGAUUAUUACUAGCUAGCUAGCUAGUUAGCAAUGCCUUUGUCUUUUUCCCUAUUCUGGCAUAAUGCGUGACACUAAUGUUCACUUUAUUUUAGGAGAUGGAGAUCCACUAAGACACCUAUUUAGCUACAUUAGUCAUUUGAACAUAUACUAUUAUUGCGUAGAAAUUACUGGCUACAUAGUUAUAGUAAUACGUUGGCUAAAGUGAAAUGUUGCCUUUUCGGUUAUGCUGGAUAUUUAUCUUUCGUUAGUUAACUAGCUAGCUGUAACGUUUACGUAAAAAAGCACCGAUUGCUGUAUUUGACCAAAACUGCUAUACAUGUUGUUUCUCAGCUGUCACCUACCUAGCUAAGUUGAAAUAAUGUGAAUUUUUUAUUUUAUUUCAACCAAUUAUAUUAGUUAGCUACAGUAGCUACAUUUCAAUUCAUACCUGGAAUCACGUUUUUUUUUCUCGUUUUUUUUCACUGCCUAGAGAUGGGGUUUUCGGAUAUUUAAGAAAAUAAGCUUGCAUAGUAAAUUCUUUUGGGAACGACAAAUACGGUCCAAGUUGAUUAUUGAGCUAAAAUGGCCUACUCAAAUGGGAUCUCAUUGUGGAUAUAUCUACACAUGGCCGUGGUCAUAUUCUCUGGGAGUGCAGUUUGUUCCCGACACAACGAGAAUAUUUAUGUAUCAGGGAUGUCUAAUGCCUGUGGAGAUGUGGCGGAGCAGAUCAGGGCGUCCAGUGGAGUAAUCACCAGCCCUGGCUGGCCUUUUGAGUACCCUUCCAGCACCAACUGCAGCUGGACCAUCAGGGCAAACCCUGGCGAAGUCAUCACCAUAAGCUUUCAGGACUUUGAAAUCCAGAGCUCACGUCGUUGUGGACUUGACUGGAUCUCUAUCGGCACUUACAAGAACCUGGAUGGCUACAGGGCAUGUGGAUCCUCCAUUCCGGCCCCUUACAUCUCCUCCCAGGACCAUGUGUGGAUCAAGUUUCACUCAGAUGACAGCAUGUCCGGCAAAGGCUUCAGGCUGUCAUAUAUAACAGGAAAGUCUGAGGAGAUAAGCUGUAAUUCAAAUCAGUUCCACUGCUCCAACGGGAAGUGUAUCCCUGAGUCUUGGAAGUGCAACACCAUGGAUGAGUGUGGUGACAACUCUGAUGAAGAGCUAUGUGUGCAGCCCAACCCCUCUGCAGCCUUUUCCUUUCAACCAUGUGCCUUCAACCAGUUCCCCUGCCUGUCCCGCUACACACGUGUCUACACCUGCCUUCCUGAGACGCUGAAGUGUGACGGCAGCAUCGACUGCCAGGACCUUGGUGAUGAGAUUGACUGCGAUGUGCCGACCUGUGGCGAGUGGUUGCGGAACUUUUACGGCACUUUUAACUCACCCAACUACCCUGACUUCUACCCCCCAGGCAGCAACUGCACCUGGCUCAUCGACACCGGUGACCAUCGGAAGUUGAUCCUUCGUUUCAUGGACUUCAAAUUGGAUGGGACAGGCUAUGGGGACUACGUCAAAGUAUACGAUGGCUUGGAUGAGAACCCUCGCCGCCUACUCCGUGUCCUCACAGCCUUUGACUCCCGCGCCCCUGUUGCCGUAGUCUCAUCUUCAGGCCAGCUACGUGUACACUUUUAUGCUGACAAGAUCAAUGCAGCAAGGGGCUUCAACGUCACUUACCAGGUGGAUGGUUUCUGUCUACCAUGGGAGAUCCCAUGUGGGGGCAACUGGGGCUGCCACACAGAGCAACAACGCUGCGACGGUUACUGGCACUGUCCCAAUGGCCGCGAUGAGGUGAACUGCAGCACCUGCCAGGAGGACGAAUUCCCCUGCUCCAGAAAUGGUGCCUGCUACCCUCGCUCAGACCGUUGCAACUACCAGAACCGGUGUCCUAAUGGCUCUGACGAGAAGAACUGCUUCUUCUGCCAGCCGGGUAACUUCCACUGUAAGAAUAACCGCUGUGUGUUUGAAAGCUGGGUUUGUGACGCUCAGGACGACUGUGGCGAUGGGAGCGACGAGGAGAGCUGUCCAGUUAUUGUUCCCACACGGGUAAUUACAGCAGCGGUUAUUGGAAGUCUCAUCUGCGGCCUGCUGCUUGUAAUUGCCCUAGGCUGCACCUGCAAACUCUACUCCCUCCGGAUGUUUGAGCGCAGGUCCUUUGAGACUCAGCUUUCCAGGGUUGAGGCUGAGCUUCUAAGAAGAGAGGCUCCACCGUCAUAUGGCCAGCUGAUCGCCCAGGGCCUAAUACCCCCUGUAGAGGACUUCCCUGUCUGCUCCGGCAACCAGGCAUCUGUGCUAGAGAACCUGAGGCUAGCGGUUCGCUCCCAGCUCGGUUUCACCUCCAUCCGCCUGCCAACCUCUGGUCGUCACAGCAACAUUUGGCGACGCCUCUUUAACUUCACACGCUUACGGCGCUCCGGAUCACUGGCUUUGGUAUCCACUGAUGCCGAGGACAACAGUAGCAGUAACGGAGGCCCAGCCCGUGAGCCCAACAGGACUGGACUUCAUCGAGGGCUUUUACCCCUUGAUUCUGAUGACACAGACACAGAGAGUGAGCGCCGGGAGGUCCCUGGGGCCGUGGGAGGCCUUGUAUCUCCACUCCCAGUGAAGAUCCCCCUGGCAACCGCAGUGGAGGCCAUAGUCUCAGUAUCAACAAGCUUGACCUCCACCACCCCCCUACCUACUGGCAGGGAUCGUAACCAGGCUAGGGAUAGCCUGGCAGUGGAGACCCAUUCCAUGGAAACCUCCGGGGGAGAGGCAACAGAACUUCAGUGUGCUGUGACAGGGAGGUGUCAGCUGAACAGUGCCCUAAGCCGGGUAACCCGCAGCCUGCGCUGGGUACGUUUCUCUCUGGGUCGCUCCAGUGGUCCUUUGUUUGGGGAAAUACAGAACCAGAGUCCCCUGAGGAACCUAGAGCAUGGAGGAGGGACCAGGGAGGACGAGGAUGAUGUAGAGUUGUUAAUCCCUGUGUCGGAUACUGCCUCAGACACUGACUCCGCUAGUGAGACCUCCAGGCUCCUUAAUCUGGAGGUUGGCCUGGAUCAGGUAGUCACCCGCCUGUCACCACCAACCUCUCUACGGCCAGCCCGGGUGUCCCUGGGCAGGGAUGGCCUAUGUGAACACUGUAGCAUGGUUCACACUGCACAGAUCCCAGAUGCCUGUCUAGAGUCCACAGGCAAGAUGGAGACCAAUAGUGACGAUGAAUUGCUCCUGCUUUGUUAAUAGCUCUAGCCUGAAGGACACUAUUAUGUUUGUUACAGUAUGACACUACUAUGUUUUGUCCCUUAGGAGCUUCCUAUUUUGUUUCUUUAGAAGAUAUGGGGGUUCAUCCCCCCCCAUGUUUUACGAUGUGUUUUUGAAAGGCCUGUAGUUUGUACUGUAUUAUCAUGGUAUUCAUCAAGUGGUAUACUCUUUGCCCAACUUCUACCUUUCCCCCUCCCCUCAUGCAGAUGUUUUUAAUUGCAGUUGAAACCUGUGAGAUGGGGUUAAUCUUAAUGCAAGGCAAGCAGAUAUUUGAAUACAAAUGAGCUGUUCUGAUCCUCUUCUAAAAAUAAUUUGGGAUGAAGUAGAAAAAGUUACACAAUAUUUUAUGUUGGAGUAAUGGUACUAGAGAGAACAAAUACAGUAUAACUAACAUAACAUUCACAAUGUGUCAAAAAUGAAACAUGAUUUCAAGAUGUCUGCCAGCAAUAUUUAAAAUCAGUUGUUUUUUGUUGUAAUGUAUUGAGAAUGUGAGAGCUCUCAUCUGUGGCAGUAUGUUUUUUUUCCAUUUAAUUCAGUUGAAAGGCUCCUUUAUCAUUUCAAGUUACUGAUGGGUUCUCAUAGAGCUGGGCUAUAUGGAAAAUAAUAAUUAUCCCAAGAAAUUGACUGAAUUGUCAUAAUAAUGAGUUUAACAUUGUGGACCACACUUUUUUAUGUUGCCCUUAAAUUAUUCGUUCUUCUUUAAAUGUUGUAACUAUCAGUUUAACCCAUGAUCAAUCACCCAUAUUAGCAAACUUGUUUAGUAGGAUAGGUUGUUUAUCAUAAUGAACAAUAUUUGCAUAAUGAACGAUAGGUCCCAAAUAAAUGGUUGGUAUGGAUCUGUUGCCCCAGCUCCAUGUUCUCAUGCUGGAUCUUGAGAAAGGUGUUUUAUUUACAAAAAUGAAAACUGAAUUUUAGGGAACCUCUAAACAUUGUAUUACAUCAACAAAUGUUGUAUUUAUUGUUUUAUUUCUAUUUUGGUUGUUUUUUUGUAAGAAUACGUGUGUGUGUGUAAUAUAUUUAUUUUCAAUUUCCGUAGUGUUAACUGAUGCAUGUCAAAUUGUAUUGUGCAGUUUUUUAAAGGUAAUAUGGUGUUAAAAUAAAGACUAUGAACAUGGCUGUUUACUGCACUAAUAAAGUAAGAAUAAAGCAUUCA